This is a messenger RNA of Aspergillus terreus NIH2624, 1479 nucleotides long. RefSeq names its product prenylated Rab acceptor 1. Gene Ontology annotation, cellular component: Golgi apparatus. The transcript is spliced from 2 exons. Lineage: Eukaryota; Fungi; Ascomycota; Eurotiomycetes; Eurotiales; Aspergillaceae. The coding region runs from base 1 to 1479 and encodes 492 amino acids. The record is from RefSeq and is a predicted model, not a curated record.
AUGAGUCCCAUUCAGAUCCCGAUCGACGCCAUCACCUCGCGCUUCGGCGAGCGCUUCAACAGCGUCCGCGCCCAAUCGUUCGGCUCUCGUUUCGCCAACCUCCGUCCGGUGUCCGAGUUCCUCGACCUGAAGCGUCUGUCCAAGCCAGCCAACUUUGGCGAGGUCCAGAGCCGCGUCAACUACAACCUGUCUUACUUCUCCAGCAACUAUGCCGUCGUGUUUGUGAUGCUGAGCAUCUACAGCCUGCUGACCAACCCCGUGCUGCUCUUCGUCAUCAUCCUGGUGACCGGUGGUCUCUACGGUAUCGGGAAGCUCGAAGGUCGCGAUCUGGAUCUCGGCGUCGCUCGCUUUAACACGUCCCAGCUCUACACCGGUCUGCUGAUCGUCGCGGUUCCUCUGGGCAUCUGGGCUUCUCCCAUCUCUACCGUGCUCUGGUUGAUUGGAGCGACUGGUGUACCACCCGGGGCACGACUGGGGAGACAAACCAGGAGGCGGAUGGCUCCAUGGAUGGAGGAAGGUGACUCGCGAAUCGAGGAGAUUGAGAGUGAGGACGAGUUUUGGAUGCGGGAGGGCCGUGCCAUCGCCACGCGCAUGGAUCUGGAGGGUCGCUUCGGGUGGCCGCGGCGGAUGUUGGAUUACGGUGAGGUUUUCGAUGACACCGAGUCGGUCGACGGGACGGAUUAUGACCUGUACGAGGAUGCGGAUAGCACCGUGGCCUAUGCGGUUCAGUUGGCGAUGAAGGACAAGGAGGAUUGGCUGGUGGAGAAGGCCCUGGAACGCAUUCGGCGCGCGCAGAGGUUGGGACAAAAGAACGUACGCUUGUCCAAGCGCGAGCUGGAGGCGUUGGAGCGCAAGCGAUCCCAAACCAACGGUGUGCGCAGUCACCCAGCAGCGUCCCCGCGAGGCAGCAGCAUGAAUACCCCCCGCAAGCCUCCCUUUACCAAGGGCGAGGUGAACGAUGGCUAUAUGCCGCGAGCCAGGGCCUCUGGAUACCAGACGCCUCCCCGAUCGGGCUCUCUGCGAUCACCAUAUGCAACGUCGUCGCCUCGAACCCCCCAGCAGACACCUUAUUCCUCUCCUUUAGCUCGAUCGCCGGUGUCCGUGAAAAGUCCCACUCUUGCACGUCCGCUACCGGAUGAGCCGCAUUGGGUCCCACCACCGUAUACGAUGCACAGCCAUAUGGAUCCGCGUGGCUCGCCAGGUCACCCGAGCAUGGCCCCGUAUAUGACCGGCUAUCCAUCAGCGGCGGCUUACGGGGAGCGCCGCCCGACCAGCGCCCGUCAUUCCAUGCGAUCUCGACCUACGCCAUCGGCGUCGGAAGACGAGGAGGAAGAAAGCGAGGGCGACGACAGCGGUGAUGAGGUCCAGAUGGUGGAUGUGGUGGAGCGACGGGUGCCUACGGGGACACCCAGCCGCAAGACGCCCAGCCGCCAGUCGACCCACCGCGGGAGUCGUCAACGCAGCAAUCGUCCUCGAUAG